Messenger RNA from Hemiscyllium ocellatum (epaulette shark), 5335 nucleotides. RefSeq names its product growth factor, augmenter of liver regeneration (ERV1 homolog, S. cerevisiae) (gene gfer). Bases 16 to 564 code for a protein of 182 amino acids. The transcript is spliced from 3 exons. Gene Ontology annotation, molecular function: flavin adenine dinucleotide binding; flavin-dependent sulfhydryl oxidase activity. The record is from RefSeq and is a predicted model, not a curated record. Gene Ontology annotation, cellular component: mitochondrion. NCBI's taxonomy places the organism in Eukaryota, Metazoa, Chordata, Chondrichthyes, Orectolobiformes, Hemiscylliidae.
GCUGUGCGGUCCAAGAUGGCGGCGCCCAGUCCGGGACCUUUAGGCGGGUUCCCGUUCCCUUUGGGAAGUGACGCCGAGUCCGGAGCUGACCGAUCCGGAUCAAGAGCAGGAGCAGGAGGCGAGAAGGUGAAGAAACCCUGCCGGGCCUGUGUGGACUUCAAGACGUGGAUCCGCGAACAGAAGAAGCAGAAUGUUGCAGAAGACCUGGAUAAAGAGCGUCCUGUUGAAUGCCCUUUAGACCGAGAGGAACUGGGGAGAAACACUUGGUCUUUCCUACAUACAAUGGCCGCAUAUUACCCAGACCAGCCCACCAAUAAUCAGCAGGAAGACAUGAAACAGUUUAUUUCUUUGUUUUCAAAAUUCUUUCCGUGUGAAGAAUGUGCCGAAGACUUGAGAGACAGACUGAAGACCAUGCCUCCUGACACCAGCACCAGGUACAAACUUUCGCAGUGGAUGUGCCUUCUCCAUAAUGACAUUAGCAAGCGAAUAGGAAAACCAGAAUUUGACUGCUCCAAGGUGGAUGAACGAUGGAGGGAUGGAUGGAAGGAUGGUUCAUGUGAUUGAUUUAAAAACAUUUCAAGUUUUAUUUUGACUCUGACCUGUUUGAUGUUUUUCUUCCCGAUCUUGACAACAUGCUGUUUACCCAAUUUUGAUAAUAUUGAAAAUUACAAACCUUAAUUUUCCCCACUUAUUUCUACAUUCUUGCCUCACUAUUCCCAAAUUAAGAUAGAUGAUCUCUCAACGUGCUCCCUCACUUAGAAACAUGGGAGACAGGUGAUGGAAUAAUUGCACUUUAAACAAUUGCUCUUAUUUCUUUAUCCUCUAGGGGGUGCAGUUGCUUCAGGAUAGUGAUUUGCUUUUGUGGUAAAGUCUCUCUUCUUCCUGAUAUUUCAAAAUUUCUCCAUCCAGCUGAAGUGAUCACUUCAAAUAUUUGUUUCCAUUUUGCUGUUAAACAGGUAAUACUGAGCUAUAGUAGCAUAGAGGGAAUCACGAAUAUCUUUGCGUGACUGAGCCUAAUAAACCAAGCAUAGUGAAGUUAACUUUGUGUACCUGUCAAAAGGUAUUUUUAAACACCAGUUAAUGAGUGAAUUUAUGAAAUUGCUGGGAUAAAGUAAUUCUGAUCUCUCUGAAGUGAUGCAAGUGAUGGUAAACAGAAACAAAUUGCAUCAAUUGAGUUGAGUUAUGUUAAUGAAUAAUGAUCAGUAUCCAAAGAACAACAUUUUAGUAUAACUGAUUUACAUCUGUACUAAUGUAUUUUCAAGCCUGAUUUUGGACUCUGGAUUAUAUAUGGCAGUUAAUAUUGGCACUGUAUUGAAUAGCAAUUUUAAGACAUUGCAAUAUGUAUUUACAGCACAACAUGUGAACUGUGCAAUUUACGCACAAUCUGCCGUCUAUCACACCAACUCCACAUUGAUUGUUUUAAACAUUAAUGGAAUAGCAAGCCAAGACAUUUUUAGGUCUGUUAUAAGGUUUUAUAAGACUUGAAGAAUAUACGUCUGAAAUAUGCCUUAUGUUGGAACAGUAGAAGAUCCUUAAUGGCAGGCUACAGCUUUCAUCCGAAUACUGUAUCUGAUCUUCACAGCUGAAAGACACUACAGAUAUUUUGGGAUAAAAUUGAAACAAAGGAAUGGAGGACUCCUAUAAAGCUCAGAAAAGUUGCAAUAAGGUAUUUGCACUAAAAUUAUGCAAAUGCACCUCCUCUGGGCUGGUUGUAGAGUAUCUGCUAAGAUUUGGAGUUUGAAUAACUCAGCUAUCAAUCAUCAUGCAAAGAUUAUUUCUUUAAACGGCCAUACUUUAUCUGUCCCGAAGGUCUAUAUGUAGCAUCCUGCUGUUGUAAAGUUUCAAUCCUGGGAGGAAGUGCAUUCUACAACACUCUGCCCGUUAAAAAUCAGUCGUUUUGAGUACCCAGCUGUGGGUGCAGGAAAUUAAUAAAAUUUAAAAUUAUUGUAUAAAAGUAUGCAAAGCUGUGUUUGCUGCAGCUGUGAUAUUUAGUGGUAAUUAAGUAUGGCAUGCUGUUUUCAACCACUGACAAGCAUUCAUGAUUUCUAAUUAUUUUGUGAAUUUGUUUGUUUGGUUGCUAUGAGUUGUGUUGAGUCUAGACAUGUGCAGAUUGUCUUGAUGAGUGAGCUAAAUUGCCAUCUGUUAAAUCUGAAAAUUGAGCACCACUCUCAAUCAGUACCUGAACCAUGCUGAGUGUGUUGCUUGGUAAUGCAGUGGACACCCGUUUGGGGUAUAAUCUGCCUGUGUUUUAUAUAUUCACUAAUACUGCAAACAGGAGAAUUGGCCAUUUACCGUGAGGGAUUGACUGAUUUAGACUGUGUUAAAAAUCACACUACUCCAGGUUAUAGUCUAACAGGUUUAUUUGUCAGUACUAACUUUCGGAGCGCUGCUCCUUCAUGGAGCAAGAUUAUAAGAUAGAAUUUCUGCGUCUUAUGCUCCUGUUCUACAGCUACCUGAUGAAGUAGCGACGCUCCGAAAGCUUGUACUUUCAAAUAAACCUGUUGGACUAUAACCUGGUGUUGUGUGAUUUUUAACUUUGUCCACCUCAGUCCAACACCGGCACCUCCACAUCAUGAGUUAGACUGGACAUUGUGGUACAGAAGGUACUUAAAUAUUCGAAGCAACAUGAGUGAGUUUAAUAACCAUAACCAUUUGAUAUAUUGAAGGGACCUUAAAAUGUGCUUUUUUUUAGAAAAAGCCCCUUUAUUUUAAAUCAAAUGAUUAUAUUAUGGGAACUCUCUGUUCUCAUUGGUAAUCACUAUAACUCCCAGUUUAGGAUGUGGGAGAAAAGCGCUCAAUUUCAGUUUCUAAGGUUGGCCCAUCAUAUAGGGAGAUGCGGUAUUGCUGGAUUCAAAAUUGCUAAAAUGCUGCAAGAACUGACAGUGUUGCUGGAAAAGUGCAGCAGGUCAGGCAGCAUCCAAGGAGCAGGAGAAUCGACAUUUCGGGCAUGAGCCCUUCUUCAGGAAUGAAGAAAGUGUACCAAGCAGGCUAAGAUAAAAGGUAGGGAGGAGGGACUUGGGCGAGGGGCGUUGGAAAUGAGAUAGGUGGAAGGAGGUUAAGGUGAGAGUGGUAGGCCAGAGUGGGGGUGGGGGCGGAGAGGUCAGGAAGCAGAUUGCAGGUUAGGAAGGUGGUGCUGAGUUCGAGGGUUGGGACUGAGAUAAGGUGGGGGGAGGGGAAAUGAGGAAACUGGAGAAAUCGGAGUUCAUCACUUGUGGUUGGAGGGUUCCCAGGCAGAAGAACUCUGCACCAUGGCAUUCUUGUGUACUAGACUUCAGUCACUGCAUUAUCUUGUUCUUACUGCAUCAGCCUAUAAGUACUUGUUUAUCAUUGUAUAUCUUCUGGAGUACCUGCCUACGUUGAUCAUUAGUGUAAAAUUUGAAUUUGUUACAAGAGUUUUGCUCAAAGUGUAGCAAAUGUGUUUAAGGAAGACCAAAGUAAGAUAUUUAAUAUUGCACUAAAUGAUGGGAGCAGUCGCGUGUGAACAAAAUUCUUGUUACUGAUGCGAAAUUUGAAUAUUCUGUUCUAUUGUGAUGGGAAGUUUACUCUUUUGCAAAAUGUUCUUGUGCAUCUUUUGGAUUUGUCAUGCUAUAAAAACACCAAGGGUGGCCAAUCUGCAAAUGAUUGACUUUAAUAAUGUACAUGUUCAAUAAUGCACCUAUCACAUCAGAUUCUGUACAGUACGAUGUGAGAGAAACCCCGUCUACAAUAGCCAUUACAUUCUCAAAUCCUUGUACUGUCUCCAUUCUAAAAUCGAUCUUCACAAAUGAGAAUUUUUUAAACAAAAUAGAAUUAGAUUUAUUUGUUCAAAUAGCAAUUACUUACAAUUCAGUUGAAUGAGACCAUUUUUCCAAGAUUUUGAUUGAAGAUGUAAAUAAUGUUUUUAAAAUUUUGUACACUGCAUUAUGUAUUUAUAAUUACCAGGUUGGUCACGUGGACAGUAUUUACUUGAUAAUCCUCCUUUUGGAAAGUCAACUCUGUUCCCUUCUGAGCUGAUUCUUAAAUGAGCCCAAUACCUGUGCCUCAAACACCAGCCAUUGAUCACCCUUUGAGAAUUCUUCACAACCCCAUAACUGUUGCCUUGCCCUGGAUUGCAUGGGUGUAUCUGGAUGUCCCUUUGAGGUUUAUUUACUCUGCCCUGUUUAACUGUAUUGUAUGUAUCCUAAGAGCCUCUCUGGUUUUCUUUUUGAAGCUGAAUGUCAUCACCUCUUCUGAGUUUGGAGAUCAGUCGUUUUUCCUUCUGGAUUGCUGUACUAUGCUGUGCCAAAUAGCAAAGGUAAAUGCGUGACUAUGAGUAAGGUUUUCAACUGAAUGGACUUGACGACAUAACCCAGAACAAGUUCCGGCACUCUACAGCUUUCUGCAGUCGACAGAGUUCAACAACCUUCAGUUAGAUUUGAUUUCAUUUUGUCCUUUUUUUUUAUUAUUAAUCCUCCAAUUUAUGUUUUGCUGGGUUUGUCUUGUCUGGUUUCUUUCUUCAUUCCUAUUUAUUAUAUUCAGAUGGGUUUUUAUAUUUUAAAAAAAGUCAUACUUCAUAUAAUGCUUCCUAGUUUUCCUGACAAGGGUGUUGUUUGGCCUUCUCAAAUCACUGCAGACUGUUGUGCAGUUUUGUCUAGAGUGCUAUUAGUCAAGAUUUUGAUGCAACAAUGAUAGAGUAACAUUUUAUACUUAAAACCUAUGAAUUUGUCUUGCCAGGAAUGCAGAAACAAUGUUCUGAGUUUGCAUUCACUUCACUUUUUAGAUGAAAGUGAGAGACAGCUCACUUAACAGCAUUAAAAAUCCUUUCAUUGUCACAUUUAAUUCAAAAAUAAUCAUAAUUAAAAAUGAAAUCUUCACUUGAGGAAACAGUGGUUGUAUUAGUUGGUAACAGGGUUUGCAGCAACAGGAAUACAGAUUUUAUUCACCGAGCAGAUUGACAAUAAUGAUUUGAAGAUCCAAAGAGGAAGACCAUAUUGGAAAUAAUAUCAUGGAGACUAUUGUUCACUCAAAGUAUUGCAGAUUAAAUAAAUUUUCUUUUGAACAGCUUCCGUUUCAUGAAUGAUCGUAACAAUGGGCUGUAAUUUAGUUAUUGUAAUAAUUUUGUUUCACCUACGCAGAUGGUUCCUUAGCAACCACGCUACCACCAGUGAACAGGAGACCUAACUUAAAUAAUUAAAAGGGACAAGAAAUGACAGCCAUUGAAAUAAUGACAGAACUGCUUUUGUUUUAGUUCCUUUUUUGAACGUCAUUGGUCACCUUAAUUGUGAGCAUAUGUUUGGACCUUUUGCCAGAUGUGAAAACAAAUAAGAAUGUUUCUUUAUAUUUGUAUCCCAUGUCACAAGCAGCUGUUGUGUUGGAA